CACCGAUUGAGAUCUCCACUGAUUCGCAUCCACCACCCAGCUGGUGAGCAGCAAGUAUGUUUUUCUUUUUGCUCUUCGGCGUACAAGUGGUCCAAGCUUUGGAGGGACGAGCCUGGGGAGGGACUUACCCUUGGAUUAAGAUAUGCGCCCUGACAGGAGCAAAGGCCAACCUUCGCUGCUUCUUCACAUAUCCAGAAAAAAUAGACGGCCAGGAAACCGUUGUCCAGAGGACGCAGUGGUUCACCAAAGAACACGACAACGAGCCUGAAGAUCUGAACCUGGACCCCGACUACGCCAGCCGUCUGCACUAUGACUGUCACCGCGACCGGUGCGGUUUGACAAUCACGGAGCUGAGAGAAAGCGACUCGGGCACGUACAAGUUCAGAUUCAUCACUAAGCAAUGGGAUGGAGGAAGAUACACCGUCAUGCCCGGAGUCAAGCUCACCGUCACCGAUCUCAGUGUGCAGUGGUACGGAACUCGUGUCAAGUCUCUGAGCUGCGUCAGCAAGUGCAGUCUGGGGCCGUCCACUUCGUACGUCUGGUUUGAGAACGGAGAGGAAAUCCCAGAAGAAAACUCCCAAGUGUACACACCGACGCCUGACUCGAAAAACAGCUUCUCGUGUGCCGUAGAAGGACACCGGCAACUUGUGUCUCCUCCAGUGUGCGUGUCCCGCUCCUGUAACAAGGUGCAUUACGACACCGGAAGCAUCUGCGCCCUCAAAGGCGCCUCGGUGGACAUUAAUUGCACCUACAGCAGCUACGACCAGGUCAAGUCCAAGUUCUGGUUCAGUCCGGAUCGCAAACACUUGUGGACGAACGCCUCUGUGCCUCAGGACCUCCAGUUGGAAGAGCAGUAUCACGCUCGUUUCGAGUUUCUUCACCAUGCUGACGGACAUUCCACUCUGAGGAUCAAAAACGUGAUGGAGAGUGACGCCGCCGAGUAUCGUUUCAAAUUCACCACGCGAGAUUUUGAAUGGAUGAAUAGCUUACCGGGAAUCAAUUUGAACGUCGCAGCUGUGCAGGUGCGCGUGAACGGCGGCGGCGUCCGAGUGGAAAACUCCAGCACGGUGGCGUUGUUGUCGUGUCACAGCAGCUGCAGACCGUCAGCCAGUUUGUCCUUCUGCUUGGCGCAGAACGGCCAUCAAGUGGCUCGCUGCUUUCCUGACCACACCACCAAACAUCUGCAAAUGGUCUUGAUUCCUGGAGACUACGUCACCUGCCACGUAGAAGGACAUCCACUCAGCAUCUCACCUCGCCUGUAUGCUCUGAGCCCCCCCAUGGUGUCGCUGAGUCAUUCCGGUAACAUUCUAGAAGGUGGUCGGCUAAUUCUAAACUGCACCAGCGUCAGCGCUUUGGCCGAACACCGCUGGCACAAAAAGAUGGGACCCGCAAACCACCAAAUGGUCGGAAAGGGACCGCAGCUGCUCUUCAGCUCCAUCAAGUCUUCAGACUCAGGCCAAUAUUUCUGCACUGCGGAGAACGAGCUGGGGAAGGCGACGUCGCAAAGUGCGGAGAUUGACGUCAGACCAUCAGCGAGAGUGCUAAACAUCAUCAGGUUGAGUGUGAUGUUUGUGCUCCUGCUCCUGCUGCUCCUACUGGCUCUCUGCAUGAGGAAAAAGACGUCGUCCUCCUCCAGACUGCGACCAAACGAGGUCCGACAGUCCAAAGAGGUGAUAGAUCAAAUGGAAGUCCUGCAGACUGAUCCUGAUCUUUUCAACCAUGUCUCCUCAGAAGCGCCACCAUGUGGACUAUGAGAAUAUCUACGCUUCAGCGAAGACACGCAAACGUUAAAAAGAGGACACGCUGUGAAGGACGUCUCGACUUUGCCAAAUAAAACUUCCCGCCAGUCAGUGUACUCGUUUCAGCGUCUUUAUACACAAAUACGUUUCUUUGACAUGGCGACAAUCUGAGUGGAC
Messenger RNA from Syngnathus acus (greater pipefish), 1916 nucleotides. Its product is annotated as basement membrane-specific heparan sulfate proteoglycan core protein-like. The record is from RefSeq and is a predicted model, not a curated record. The coding region runs from base 57 to 1754 and encodes 565 amino acids. Lineage: Eukaryota; Metazoa; Chordata; Actinopteri; Syngnathiformes; Syngnathidae. The transcript has 7 exons.